UCAAUAUGAAGUUACUAGCAGCUGCCGUACUUGCAACUUUGGUAAUCAGUUGCCAUUGCAUGCCAAGCAAUUAUAAGGUGGACCAAAAAGCAGCUGGAAAGGUAGCAAGCAAUGUCGCAGUAAUAAAUACCAAGGAGAAGCCUGAACCUCCAUGCGAGAAGCCUGAACCUCCGUGCAAGGAGCCUGAACCUCCAUGCGAGAAGCCUGAACCUCCGUGCGAGAAGCCUGCACCUCCUUGCGAGGAGCCCCCUUGCGAGGAACCCACAUGGGAGGCGACCCGCUACGAGGAACCGGAACCCCCUUGCUAUGAACCAUGCUAAUUAAAUAAUAUUUUGUGUGAUCUCUAAUGUCUUUUAUAUAUAUUACUAGCUGUUCCCGCGACUUCGUCCGCGUGGAAUUUAACUUAUUUUUUUCUAAAAUAAAAGUAGCCUAAGUUACUCCUUAUUACGUCAGUUACCUGCCAAAAAAGUCUCGUUAAAAUCAGUCCAGCCAUUUCAGAGAUCCGUUCCGGCUAAACAAACGGACCGACAGACAGACACAAAAAUUGUAAAAAGUGGUUUUUGGUGUAUGUACCGUAUUUAUAUUCAUAUGCAUGUAGUAAGAAACGGUUAUUUCAAUAUUACAAAUAGAAACUCCAAUUUUAUUUAUAUGUAUAGAUGCAUUAUAUAGACCCAGUCACUCGCAAAAAAAUUAGCUUUGUAUAGUGAGAGAAUUGUUAAAAUCAGUAAUGUAAUAUCUUUUGGGUAAGCGCGCUACAUCCCAGGUAUUACCAUCAUUUGACGAGGUAAGACCAAGCGCAAUCACAUUAUUAAUUAAAAAAAUUCUUGUCACAGUCUUUAGGUACUUUCUAGGUCCUUAGUUACAGAUUAUCAGCUAUUACAAUGAAUCAAUUAUGAAAAAAGAAUGCAUUUAGAAUGUAAUAUCAAAAAUUGUAUAUUAUAACUAUUAAGAACUCUUCUAUUUAUAUUUAUUAUUAUUAUUAUUUUUAAUAACUAUUCAAAUACAAGCAUGUAAGUCCUAAAAUGAAUAUCAUAUUUACAUAACCUAAUUGUACAACUAAGAACCUAAAAUUAAAAAAAAAAUGUAUUAUAUUUUAAUGUGUCCAGUAUAAGCAAAGAUCAAAAUCUUACUUCGAUAACAUAAGUUCAGAGAGGAAUGAUUUAAUCUUG
Achroia grisella is the source of this 1169-nucleotide messenger RNA. RefSeq lists its product as uncharacterized. The transcript is spliced from 3 exons. NCBI's taxonomy places the organism in Eukaryota, Metazoa, Arthropoda, Insecta, Lepidoptera, Pyralidae. Bases 6 to 320 code for a protein of 104 amino acids. The record is from RefSeq and is a predicted model, not a curated record.